GGCGCCGGACCCGGAAGCGGUGCGGCUGAGUCACCGCGGCAGCGAGCGGCGGCGGCGAUGAGGCAGCAGCCGCGCAGGGCGGCGGCGGUAGCAGCAGCAUCCUGAGGAGCCGAGCAGCCCGGCAGCGCGAGGAGCCCCGCGGCCUUUCCGCCCGUCCCCGCCGCCACCAUGAUGGAGGAGAUAGACCGGUUCCAGGUGCCCGCCGUGCGCGCCGAGAUGCAGCCGCUGGAUCCAACCGCUGCAUCUAUUUCGGACAGAGACUGUGAUACAAGAGAGGGAGAGACUGUAGCCAUGAACUAUAAGCCGUCCCCACUCCAAGUGAAAUUAGAGAAGCAGAGGGAGCUGGCUCGGAAGGGCUCUCUGAAGAAUGGCAAUAUGGGAAGCCCAGUUAAUCAGCAGCCCAAGAAGAAUAAUGUGAUGGCACGGACAAGGCUCGUCGUUCCCAACAAGGGCUAUUCGUCACUAGAUCAGAGUCCAGAUGAAAAGCCACUGGUAGCCCUGGAUACGGACAGUGAUGAUGACUUUGACAUGUCCAGAUAUUCUUCCUCGGGAUACUCGUCAGCUGAGCAGAUCAACCAAGACUUGAACAUCCAGCUGCUAAAGGAUGGGUACCGGUUAGAUGAGAUCCCAGAUGACGAGGACCUUGACCUAAUCCCCCCUAAAUCGGUCAACCCUACCUGCAUGUGUUGCCAAGCCACCUCCUCCACCGCCUGUCACAUCCAGUAGUGAGGCCGGCAGGCUGUGAUCAGUGCUUUCCACUAUAACUGUAAAACUUAACAGCCAUUGCUUCCUCCUAUGGUAGGACGUGCACCUCUUUGUGUUCAUAGAGCCAGGAGAAACCCAAAAAUUCAUUUUAUGAUUGGUUGAUAAGUUAUUUUAAACUAUGGUUAAACAAAAAACAAGUUGCUCAAAGUGACAGGCAACGCCUGACACAACUGACUGGUCUGAAAAGUGAACGCAGAAGGGUCAAGAGACCGUUCUGGGGGUUUUGUAGGCACAAGAGAUGUUUCAUAAGGUGUGAGCUCCAGAACAGAAACAGUUAAUCCUACCUGCAAGAUCAAGAGUGAAUCUGAGGUGUGUCAAGGGGUUUUACCUGAGGUCAGUUCAUAGUUCAUUCACUAAGCAUGAUUUGAUCUGUGUAACCAAAAUUGUACCACAACAGAGGUACAAAUGGCAACAGAGUGGGACAUCCUUUCUUAUGGCAGCUCUAGCCAGGACUAACACAACACAAUUCAUUCACUUGCAAAGAGGGCGAAUAGGUGGCAUUUCACUGUGAGUCAGUACUAGCUAGAGCUGUUGUGUCACAUAUCCAGUGCAAUCUACCUUUGGCACCACAUUAAGUUAUCACCAAACACAUCACAUUUGAUUUACAAUCUAUCCAUGCUCUGAGGGGAUUCAGUCUUUGACUGAGAAUGCCAUACCCAUGAAUUCAGUUCACUUGAAUAUACUGACUUCAGCUUAUACUUAAUUCCUUUGAGACCCAUUUGCUUCCAAAAGUCUCCAACUUUGUUCGACUAAGAAAAAAUGAAACCUGCUAAGACAGGAACUGAAGGUCAGUGCUGAAAAAGCUAGCAGAAGAAAGCAUAUUUUUACAGAGCUUGGCUGUUGAUGUUCUUUUGACACUGCAUCUCUUGGUGCCUGUGGGAGAGAUUUGUUAACCUUGUGGUGUCAGACUUUAAGGGAGUUUUGAGCAACAGAGGGAUUAUGAGCAGAUUCAGCUGGAAAAAAAAAAUAAAAGCCACAAGAGGAAACUACUGUUUAUCACAUCUCUGCCCACCUGUGAGCCACGCUUUGUCUGUUAGAGCUGUCCCAUAUCAGGACCAUUUGUGUCAGGAAACCUGGCAUUACAUUUCAUUUCUGGAUUGAAUUGCCAGCUCACCAACAGAUUGUUUUCAAUGCAAAAUGAUUUCUGGAAUUAGGAGACAUGUCCUUUCCUGCUCAGCUUUACGCUGCUGGCUUCAGAAGACAUGUGACACAGAUGGUGGAUGAGCUGGCAUCAUUCUCUGAGGUGAAAACUUUUGACACAAGCACAACUGUGUCCUUUUCUGCUCAGCCAGAAAGACUGCCUGCAUUACAUCAGCACUUGCUUUAGAGACUUGUAGAGGGAAAAAGUUAGGACAGUUUUAAGUUUCCUAUCAGAAUUCCCCAGGCCACAAGAAAGAGCCUGAUCUCCACCCUGAAGUACAGAUCUCCCGCCUCAGAUUUACACAUCAUGAUCUGAUUCUCUAAGAAGUCUCAUCUCUCUUAGUGAUGAAGAGGCCCCUUAACACCCUGGGUAUUUUUCUGUGCAGUACAGGGCAUGACGUCGUGCACAGCAUAAGCGUAAGAGCAAGCAUUCAGGACUCCUGGGCUUCAUUCACUAGCUGGCUUCAGACAACUGUGAAAGAUGUCUUCCCCAUGCCUAAAACAGGGCUAUUGGCCCUAUCUGCCAAGGAACAGAAAGAGACUGAGCAGGCUUGUUUAAUGAGCAUCUCUGCCUCCUACUGCAGAAGCGCUGAUUAACUUGCCACCUCCCCUAGGAAGAGCGUUCCUCAAUUAGAACUCCUCUCAGUUUCUCAUCAUACAGCAGUGAUGAGGGGGAAUAUUUCAAGAGUGUUUCUAAAGAAGCACAAAGCUUCCAGUCCCCCCUUCCUUGUUUCUUUUGUGUGCCUGCUUUCCUCUCCAGUGCUCGCUUAGGUGUGAGAUGAGCAAAUUGUCUGAAGGGAUGAGGGGAGCUCUAAUGACACUGUGCUGGGAAAAAAUAUCAAGGAGUCUCUUUUUCAAAUGCAGAAUGUAGUCAAAAUUUUAAAGGAACCCCAUGGUCUAAAUAAAUCCUGUAGCACGUGGCCCAAUCUCUUUAAAGGCUCACACUUCCAAAGCAGGAUUUUGCAGUUCAGCAUUAGUACCAUGUAACACUGUCAUUGUGCUUCCUGAGUCAGUGUCUGUGCCUUCUAGCCGGGCUGCACACACUCAGCCUUUGCUGCAGCCCUUGCUCAGGAGCUCAGAGCAGUUUGGUGAGCUUCUCAAGCAAUGAGAUGUCUGUUUCCAUGGGUCAGCCCUUGCAAACUGCAGAUCCCACAGGUCACCAUCACAUCACCUUUGGGUUUCGACGAGGAUUGAAGGAGACAUGCUGAGAUGAGGACUAUAACUCUCUGUAACCAUUGCACCAUGGCACCUCAACCAAGUCCUUUCUUUGCUUCUGCUUUUAUCUGCCUGCCACAUGCCCUGAGGCAUUUUCCAGUUCCUGCAGCCACCCUCCACCCUUUGCAUUGUGUGAUGGGCACCUGCUUCCAGCAUAACUCCCUAAAGUCCCUUGGAAGGAGAUAUUCACUUGCACAUGGGAGGGAGGGAGAUUAAUUUAAAUGCUAACUAGGCCAGUGCUUCCUCCAAAUACAAAGAGAAGCACAGUCCCAGGGUUUUUCCCUGCUCACAGAAGGAUUUGGUUGCACAAAUAGCUGUUUUGGCAUGAUAGUACAGGACCAUAAAAUGGCAAUUUUUUGGCUUCUCCUCUCUAUGCUUUGUGUUCAUAUAUUUUAUUAGGGGAUUAAAGUAGAAAUGGUGGGGAUAAGUAGUUACCUGUGUAGAGUCAUUACCAGGAAGGCUGAAUGAAUUAAGGCAAUGCACGUGUGGCUAUCAUAGAUAACUGAUCACUAACCCUUCUGAGCUGCAGCCCUUUAAUCAGUUACGAUCAUGAGGUGUGGAUGUUGGCUUGUUACAGACCAUGAUGGCAAGCUCAGCAUUGUAUGUUAACAGUGGGUUGGAUUGGCUCUCCCUGUCUGCUCUUGUGUUCAGACCUUUGUUUCAGCCGUAAGGUUUUCCUCGUGCCCUCACUAAAGGUGAUGUGGUGGGUUCCCGGGAAGGAGUACACGAAUGUGGCCACUGCUCUUUGACACCACUCCAGCAGGUUAUCUGCUGCCAUGGCCUGGAGAAGGUUAAAGCAAAGAGCACAGCCCCUGACUCUUUGCUGCAGCACUGUAAAGCUAUAAAAGCAGUAGACAUGCUGGGUACUCUCCAAACUGCAGUUUGCUUGCAAGAAAGAGAAUCAUUUCUUAGCACCAGUGUUUGCAACAUACCAGAUGGCCUUUUCAGGCCCUAUUUUCAGUCCAAAAUGUACUGAAUACCAGGGAGAGGAUGCCACUGAGUAUGAAAGGUUGCAUUACUGUUCAUCUAAAUUAGCAAGCAGUUAAGAUAGCUUCUUUAUAAUGAUGCCAGCACCUCCAACAAAAAACUUCGAUGCUUCCUGAAGCCAGACUGGCUUUUGCUAGGAUUUUAAGUACUUUUCAUUUCCAAAUUCCUAGAGUUUAGGCAAAUCCUUUCCUCAUAUCAGAGGUCAGCUGUGCUCUUUAGCAUGAGCUGUCUUUGGACUUCAAGGUCUCAGUGCUCAACUCUGUUUCCCCAGUCUGCAAACUCCCCAUUUCCAAAUGUCUGUUUAUCCUCCCAGUGUCAAAGAAGGUCCUUAGAUAGCAGGAUCUGGUCUGCUUUUCUGGUGGCUGUAUAAUCUUCAGCUGGAAGAAGGCUGAUGUCUAGAUGACCAUCCCAGAGGCUCCUUUGAUCUUAGCAGACUUAUCUCGAAGCCAGCCUUUGGAAGAGGCACUGGAUCAAAUCUGAUGUCGCUGCAUGUCAGCCCCCAAGGUGUACAUUUGACCCUCCAGUCUGCUAUUCUCUGUCCAUCUUGCUUGCAGAUGCUUUGCAACUGCAAAAGCAGAGGGCCAAGCCUGGAGCACAGACUUCAAAAUGGACUUCUAGAUGCUGUGCUCACCCAUGGACAGGACAGACUCAGCUGCUCUGGUUUGGCUCUCCAUCUCCUUUCGCAGAAGGAGGCAGCUGCUCUGCUCAGCUGUGUGCUGGCGGACACACCGGUCUGAAAUCCUGAGCAGAAACCUUCUCUCUCCAUGCAAUUUGUCCCCCGGGUGGCCUGCAAGCUGUACAACAGUGCACAGGAAGCUUGAAAAGUGCAGCACCCUGCAUGUGACUCAACAGCAAAAUGAAGAUGCUUUUGAAGGAAGGAGAGACCCAGCUGAGCACCAGAUGGAAUGAUAGAAGAAAAACAAGCAAUAGCUGGAAAGGCUGCCAAAUGCUGCCGUGGGCCAGGACAUGUCCCAGUAUUCCAGGCUUAUCUAUCUCAGUACAGUGCCGACACCAGCAAGGAGCAAAUCUUGCUUUCAGAUGCACACUCAAAAAACACCAUGUCCCUGGUAUGGCACUACAGCCAAAUACUACUGCAAAGAAUCUACUGGACCUACAGAGCACAGAAAUGAGAUCGUGCUGCUUUUGGCACAUGUUAGAUGUUUGCUCUAGCCUCAGGCAAGUCACAUCCCCUCUAGUCAUCCAUUCCCUUCUGCUGCACUGGGAAGAAAUCUGCCUUCCCAGGACACUACCACCUUGCAUGGAUGUUACUGAGUGUACAGUGGGCACCAUUGUUAGAAUAGCUCUGCAAGCAAGAUGCAAAAAACAUGCUAUAAACAGGUAGUUUCAUAAUUCUACAAAGAACAGCAAGACAACUCUCCCUCAGUUUACCUGCUUCUGGUUCUAUUCUUGUAUCAGAAUGCUGCAGAGUGGAGCUUAGUAGAGAGAUUAAGCAGCUUUAGGGACAGAUGUUUGGCAAGGAUAUGUUUCCCAGUUAUUUGGUUCUUGCCUUUGCACAGCUGGCUACUCAGUGUGCAUGCUGACACAGAGAAUGUGUAGUAACAUUCAGUGGCCCAACAGCACCAUCCCGUGCUAGCAGAGUUAAGGGAUUUCAAAGUGCAGGUGUUUUUACAACUCAGAUAGUGAGCUCUAAUUGAAUGGAAGCGAUCACUGAAAUGCUCAUUUGUGAUAUUACCAAGGCAGUUUCAUGCUUUUAUUCUUAGCAUUUAUGUAACAAUACAAGAUGUAUUUGUCGGGUCUCUCCCUUCAUUUUUCCAUUCUUCCUUCAAGCACACAUGGGGUAUGGCCCUCCCACCUAUACCAAAACAGGCUUUGUCACCUGGCUGCUGCUGGGCUCAGCAAGCACAGGCUGCACGUGCCACCCUGAAUGUACCCUGGUUUUGGCCUCUGGCAUCCUUCAGAGCCGUCUCUUCACAGCUUCUGUCUCUCUCUGCUUUUCAUGUAUUGAAAAUAGAUUUUCAUAGUUGGUCAGUGUGUCCUCUAGGAGGACACAACAUCCUUGUCAUUUCCUGUCAAGGCUUUCUUUUGCAAGAGAUCACUCCAGACCUUGAACUGCACUUCAUCAGACAAACCUGCCCGUUGCAGAGCCAUGCAGCUCUGAAGCAGAAGGGCUAUCAGCUUAGCACAGAAGGGUCAGCUGUGACCUGGGAUUGCAUACAGAAGGUUAAUGCCGCACUAACCCAGGAGCAGGCUUCUCACAGGGGCUGCCAUCUGAGAUUUCACUACCCGUGUAAUGCAGCUGAACCGUUGCCUUGCUUCCCAAAAAUUGCAGCUAUAUCCUUUCCUGUGACCCCAAACACUGGUGGCAGUCCCAGGAUCACAGCAGCCAGGUGCUGUCUGGCUGAGCACUCCUCUGGCAGCUUGCUGGGAAGGCCAGGGACAUGGCUAACUGAAGUUACAUGGAGCAGAGCAUGCAGAAUGCCAUGGCACAGAGCAGAACACACACACACCAGCACAGACUGCAGCUUUCCCUGGCACCCAUAGAGAGCAACUCUUCCCAUUGCUUCCCAGACUAAAUUGCCAGCAGAAACUGGUGGUAGGUCUGAGCCAAAGAUGCAUUUGCUUCCAGAAGGAGCACAUCUUGCUGAUUGCACCCAGUCUGUGAAACAGUCAUUUCCAUAGCAACAAAUGGUGAGAGGGGCAGUGGAAUUGUAUCUGGGAGUGGAAGGUCCAAUUGAAACGUCAUUAAAAUGUUACUUUCAGAUGUGUCACUGGAAACAGAGCAGUAAGCACUGGGAAAAGAAGGGCCACUGAUAGGCUGCGCUGAGAUAAGUCCUGUUAUUUGCUGAGGUGUUUGCCCUCCCCUAGCUGCCCAUUUACCUGCCCCAGGUGAGGUCUCCAUUAAGCUGUGAUGUGAUACAGACCCAUGGAGAGGUGGAAAACUUGGGCCAGCUCUCCUCACAGCAGCCCAGCAGGAGAUGCAGCAAGUGUGACUGUUGGGAGAGCCAGUGAGACAGCCAGGAUUUCCCUUUGCCCUCCUGAUCAGCCCAGAGGAAAGAGGGGGGGCUGAUGGUCACCCAGGUGAUUUUAAAACCUUGGUGUGAGCCAGCAUCACCCUGCUGGGUCUGGGACUCAAGAUCCCUGCAUGAGCCUGACAGCCAUGGGAGGCACGGCUGGGACAUCUGUCAGUGGUUCCCUUGUCUGCUAUGAAGCAAAUGCUGGUAGGCGUGCAGUUCUGCAGGGGGAAUAGCUCUAGCAGAGGACAGUCUUUGCAGAGGAGAAAAUCCAGAAAGAUAUUCCCCUUUCUCCCCUUAUGCACAUUUAUAACCAUUUAAAAUCCUUUCAUGGGGUCUACUGAACCUUCAGUUUAAUAAAGAAGGGAAUGAACCACUACAAAACAGCUUUCUGAAAGGUUCUGAAAGCAGAUGCCACUUGCAUGCAGAGCUGCUCUGUGUCUAAUGUGCAUCUUCCAGAGCUCACCGCAUCCUGCAGCUGAGUCCCCUUGUGUGCUGUGUGGGGCUGUGGAGGGAGAGCCAGAGCUGACCAUCACACCAACAGCUACAGCUUCCCAAACUAUGGAAGGGUUAGACAAGGAAGCAAGGAAAGCAGCAGCAGUGAUAGAAGUAUAAGUAGUUGUCACAGGUAAACUUUGAUAUCUAUGUCCAAUGGUUAGUUCUAGAAUUGCAAGCCUUGUUAUAUUGCAUACGUCCUCCUUUCACUCCUUUCUCAAAGCAGCCAUCAUCUUUCCCCCGUCCCCACCUUGAACUGGUCUUGGGCAACACAGGCAGUUGCACCAAAAUGAUUCUCAGCCCCAUCCUGCAUUCUCCCCCUCCUACCCAAACCCAAAGCAGUCCAGACAGCUGUUGGCUAUCGCAAGUCUUAAUUUUUAGUAACUCCACUUGAGUUUCUUUCUUCGUGUACUAUAGCUUCCUCCACAAGCACCCCAGCAGGGCAGUACAAGAGGCUCUGACCAUGUCCCAGGAAGCUUCUUUGCCCCCUGGCAGCACCCUGCAGACAUGCACCUUACUGGGAACGUAUGGGUCAGUGCUGGUGAGAGCCAGCACUGCUGACCUCAUGCGUCACAGCUGAUGGGGAUCCACCAGGGGAAGCUGGCAGGGAGUGGCUACUGUCCCUUUUCUUUUAAAUUUGGAGGGAGAGGGGGAUAUUUUUGGCAUUUAGAUUAUUGUCCAUCUUCUAGUGGCCAAGUUCUGGGCUGCAUUAAUAAUUGGGGUCGAUGGGCUGUCUGGGCAGGUAUGGAGCUUCACACCAACCUCAACAGCAAAUGCCAUGGCUGUAUUCAUGGCUGAGUUUCUCCCGUGCUGGCAAAGAGCAGGCUGUGCAUCCAGCAGGCUCCGGAUGACCCGGCAGGCAGGGAGAAAGCCCUCUUCUGUGUUCUGAUCAAGUCCAUUUCAUAUCCUCAGCUUGAAAGAAACUAAACCCGAGGAAAUGCUUCCAAGGUCUCCUUCCACCACGCAGUGCCUGGUGCCCAGCGGAGGCAUUUGUGGGUCACUGAAAAUGGGAUCCUUCUGGGAUAUAUUUAAUGGAAAUGCCUUUCAGGAGAGACCUCCCAACCUUUUCCUUAAUCUCAGAACAGGGGAUGAAUUUCCAAGCUGUCCUUGCAUAUAGUGAAACAUAGCUGAAACAGCCAAAUGCAAAGUAGAGUUAAAUGUAGGGUUUGACCUGAAUAACCUUUUAAUUAGGAAGAUAAAUUUGUUGUAGCUUGACCUUAGUCCAUGUUAGGAACCUGCUAAUCAUGUGACAUGCAGAGUGUAUUAAUGCUGCACUUAACUUGGCCAUUGGUUUUAUUAUCUGGUUUGGGGAGUUUUUCACUCCCGAAGCAUCAGUCUGCAUCUCGUAUGUUCCUUUCUUCUUUUUUCUUUCCUGUUCAGAACAUGUAGCACAUGUUGUACUUCUGUUCUCGUCCGCGUAGAGUAUUGCCUUAAACAGAUCGGUUGUGUUGUGGUUUGUUUUGGGUUUUCUUUUUUUUUUCUACCAUCAGUUUUGUGCAUUAAUUUAUUUAAAAAUGUGUUUUUGAAGAAAAGAAAAAAAAAAAAACCACCAUGAAACGUAUAAUAUUUUUUUUUUAACAUUUCCAUGGCAGUAUUUAUCAUUGUUACUGGUUGUGUGUAGUGUAACAAUUAAUGAUAUUAAAAAGCAUACAUACAAAAACCA
Gallus gallus (chicken) is the source of this 9237-nucleotide messenger RNA. It is a transcript of the gene FAM219A, whose product is annotated as family with sequence similarity 219 member A. The transcript is spliced from 6 exons. The record is from RefSeq and is a predicted model, not a curated record. Lineage: Eukaryota; Metazoa; Chordata; Aves; Galliformes; Phasianidae. Bases 169 to 726 code for a protein of 185 amino acids.